Helianthus annuus (common sunflower) is the source of this 1337-nucleotide messenger RNA. RefSeq lists its product as uncharacterized. The coding region runs from base 263 to 1114 and encodes 283 amino acids. NCBI's taxonomy places the organism in Eukaryota, Viridiplantae, Streptophyta, Magnoliopsida, Asterales, Asteraceae. The transcript has 7 exons. The record is from RefSeq and is a predicted model, not a curated record.
CGGACUCCGGUGCUGGACGUGGGCGGGCAUCGGACUCCGGUAUUGGACCUGAGCGAGCAUCAAACUCUGGUCGUGGUAAUGGACGCGUCCACACUAUAGAGUUGAGUCCUGGGUAUAGUAGGACAUUAGGCCGCGGAUACGCUGGGAGUAGUAGCCGUGCUGGUGACGCUGAUCCUAUGGCUGAUAUGCAGGGGUAUUUCGACAUCAGCACAGGGAGGAGUUUCAACAUGAGGGUUCUGGGGGAUCCCAACAUGGGUUUAACAUGGUUAGAGAUCAUGCCGAGUCCGAUGAUGGUGAUUAUCAUGAAGAGGAGGACGCAAAUGGUACUCAACUUGCCUCUAAUGCUGCAGCCGCUCCUCAUGGUCGCUCUCAGAAGGAAGUUAUCUUUCGGGUUGGGAUGGGGUUUGGAAAUGGUAAAGUUCAUAGGGCGAUCAGAAUGUUAUUUAAUGAAUGUUUUGAUGGAGCUUGGUCAACAUACAGAGAAGUCCCUACGGAACAUGUGGACCGUAUGUUUGAUCGCUUUACGACUCGAUAUAGUUGGGAUCAAGCAACUGAUGAAUUCAUUAGAGAAGGAUUUGAAAAUGUGUUAAAGCGCCGUUUCCCAGACAUAAUGUCGGAUUGCCGAGACGAAUCAGCAAAGAAGGCAAGGAUUGCUGGGCAUACCAUCCCGGAAAAUGAAUAUGAUUUUGGCGUGAUGUGUGAGUAUCCGCCGCGCUUCGUGCACGAGGACAUAUGGCAUGAGUUAUGUAUGCAUUGGAACACAGAUGAGUGGCAAAAGAAGUCUGAGAGAGGUAAAAGCAACCGCAAGAAAGCCGAUUCCGACGAUGUGAUAUCCCGACAUACAGGCGGGUCUAGGGGCUAUGAUGAGCAUCGCAUCAUCUUGGAACGGACAUUGGGUCGGCCACCCACUUUUAAAGAACUCUUCCUUGCAACCCACCUCACCAAAGAAUCCAAGAAAAAAUUUUGGGCAGGGAUGUAUGAUGAAAGUUUGGCGGGGGCAGAAUUUUGUACCGCGCGAUCGAAAAAAGCAUAUGAGACAUAUGCAAGAUACAUGAUCGAAAAGUACGGGGAAGACGUCACUCAGCAUCCGGUGGGAGAUGCCGACUUGUGGUAGCGUGCGCAGGGAGGGAGCGGAUUCGGGAUCGGGUCUUCGGAUCGUAGUUUUGUCAUUACCGGCACAAUGUCUUCAUCAUCCUGGUCUGCCUCUUAUGCUGACUACCAGUGCUCGCAAGAGGAGGUGCGAAACUUGCAAUCCCAGGUGGAAAGGUUAAAUAAACGAUUCGAAGAGGCGCAACAAUCCCACGUUGACAUGUUACAAAACCGAGUCGAAGAGAUGC